This is a messenger RNA of Balaenoptera musculus (blue whale), 1866 nucleotides long. It is a transcript of the gene MAPK3, whose product is annotated as mitogen-activated protein kinase 3. Lineage: Eukaryota; Metazoa; Chordata; Mammalia; Artiodactyla; Balaenopteridae. Gene Ontology annotation, biological process: protein phosphorylation; intracellular signal transduction. The transcript has 8 exons. Gene Ontology annotation, cellular component: cytoplasm; nucleus. The record is from RefSeq and is a predicted model, not a curated record. Gene Ontology annotation, molecular function: ATP binding; MAP kinase activity. The coding region runs from base 1 to 1239 and encodes 412 amino acids.
AUGGCGGCGGCGGCGGCGGCUCAGGGGGGCGGGGGCGGGGAGCCCCGGGGAACUGAUGGGGUCGGCCCGGGGGUCCCGGGGGAAGUAGAGAUAGUAAAGGGGCAGCCGUUCGACGUGGGCCCGCGCUACACGCAGCUGCAGUACAUCGGCGAGGGCGCGUAUGGCAUGGUCAGCUCAGCUUACGACCACGUGCGCAAGACUCGAGUGGCCAUCAAGAAAAUCAGCCCCUUUGAGCAUCAGACCUACUGCCAGCGUACGUUGCGAGAGAUCCAGAUCUUGCUGCGCUUCCGCCAUGAGAACGUCAUCGGCAUCCGAGACAUUCUGCGGGCACCCACCCUGGAAGCCAUGAGGGAUGUCUACAUUGUGCAAGACCUGAUGGAGACAGACCUGUACAAGUUGCUUAAAAGCCAGCAGCUGAGCAACGACCACAUCUGCUACUUCCUCUACCAAAUCCUGCGGGGCCUCAAGUAUAUCCACUCCGCCAAUGUGCUCCACCGGGAUUUAAAGCCCUCCAACCUGCUCAUCAACACCACCUGCGACCUUAAGAUCUGUGAUUUUGGUCUUGCCCGGAUCGCCGAUCCUGAGCACGACCACACUGGCUUUCUGACGGAAUACGUGGCCACACGCUGGUACCGGGCCCCAGAGAUCAUGCUUAACUCCAAGGGCUACACCAAGUCCAUCGACAUCUGGUCUGUGGGCUGCAUUCUGGCUGAGAUGCUCUCCAACCGGCCCAUCUUCCCGGGCAAGCACUACCUGGACCAGCUCAACCACAUUCUGGGUAUCCUGGGCUCCCCCUCCCAGGAGGACCUGAAUUGUAUCAUCAACAUGAAGGCCCGAAACUACCUACAGUCUCUACCCUCCAAGACCAAGGUGGCCUGGGCCAAGCUUUUUCCCAAGUCGGACCCCAAAGCUCUUGACCUGCUGGACCGGAUGUUGACCUUUAACCCCAACAAACGGAUCACAGUGGAAGAAGCACUGGCUCACCCCUACCUGGAGCAGUACUACGACCCAACAGAUGAGGUGGGCCAGCCACCAGCAGCAGGGCUGGCGGGUAGGUGGAUGGGUGGGCAUCCCUCAGUCCCUGUCCUGAGCCUCCCCACUUCUUUGCCACCCCAGCCAGUGGCCGAGGAACCUUUCACCUUCGACAUGGAGCUGGAUGAUCUACCCAAGGAGCGGCUGAAGGAGCUCAUCUUCCAGGAGACAGCCCGCUUCCAGCCUGGGGUGCUGGAGGCCCCCUAACCUGGACAGAUGCCUCUGCUCCCUGGGGCCUGGCCCUGCCUCCUGCCUGCCCCUCCCCUGCCGGACUGUUAGAAAAUGGACUCUGUGCCCAGCCCAGACCCCGACAGCCCAGGUCGAGGCAGAGGGCGGGCCUGGCCACCUCCCUUCGCUUUGCUCAGGCAUCCUGCUUCAGGCAGGCCAACGCGCCCUCCCCCCUCACCUGAGGACCUGAGGGGCUCAGGUGGCCCCAAAGCAAAUUCCCCUCUGCUGCUCUGCCACCGUCUGCCCGGCUCUCCCAGUCUCUGGUAGUUCUGGAAUUCAAGGGCUCUGGCUGCCCCGGGACCUACUGAGGGGCAGUGGGGGAGGGACACGGAGGACACUGAGUGGGGACUCAGGGCCAGCCCUGCCCCACUCAGCUCAUUAAAACCCCACCCCAUUUUCCCUGAAGGAACAUUCCUAAGGCUCAAGGACUAGCGUCCCUGAGGAGCAGACCUAAACCCUCCCCCACAAAGCUGCCACAUCUAACGUCCCCGCUGCUUCUGUGUGUGGGUGAACAGAAGUGGAGGCGGGGGCACGUGGAGAGCCCAGUGCCCCUGCCCACCCCGUGCCUGUAUCUAAUAUAUAAAUAUAGAGGUGUGUCUAUGGAUG